AUGGUACCAGGUGUUCUCGAAGUAACGAUCGUUGAAGGAAGAAGUUUGAAAAACUGUGAUUUUUUUGGAGAAAAUGAUGCGUAUGUAGAAGUGUAUACUGAAAAAAAGUAUAAACAACGUACACGAACAAUUAAAAAUAGUAACAAUCCAGUUUGGAACGAACAACUUCGAUUUAAUAUUCAUAAAGGUGAUGAUACAAUUCAUUUUGAUGUUUAUGAUAAUGAUUUUAUCGGUCGAGAUACAAUUGGUAAAUGUAAAAUUAGACUCAAACAAAUUUUUGAUGAUGGUGAAUUUGAUCAAUGGAUUAAAUUACCAACACAUUUUGGAUUAUCAUCUCGUGGUGAAAUUCAUGUUAUGAUGACUUUUACACCUGAUUAG
This is a messenger RNA of Adineta ricciae, 378 nucleotides long. NCBI's taxonomy places the organism in Eukaryota, Metazoa, Rotifera, Eurotatoria, Adinetida, Adinetidae. The record is from the annotation of a GenBank genome assembly.